GAUAAAGAGAUAAACAUUUCUUAUAUAAUUAAUAAUAAAUGAGAUAUUUUGGUGUCAUCCUUAAUUUCGGACUCCCUGUAUUAGAUCUUCAAUGAAAAUUUUAUUGUUCAAUAAAAUCAACAUUUAUAUUUCUUUGUGUAUCUAAAAGAGAUCAUACGCACAAGUUCUACCUCUCUUAGAACUUACAGAAGUAUGCUAUUGUGCUAUAAUUCUUACUUUUAUUGUUGGAGAUAAGAUAAGAACAGGUAACGGAGAGAUUCGGUGCGUACGUUUUAUACUGGAACCAGCAUGGUUGGACAAUUAAGCUUAACCAUGAUAAUCAUGUUAAUUAUAAUUGAGCAUGCGAGAGGAGAAAGCUUAUGGUGUUUCGAUUGCAACACCGAUUUAAGCAGUGGCCAUACAAGAGAAUGCAACGAUCCUUACGUUCCUACACCGUAUUUUGACUUGGUCCUCUGUCCCCAGAACGAGUCUCAACAUUGUCUGAAAAGUGUAAUUGACUAUAGAGGUAUCUUGGUGACCGUUCGAGGUUGCGUGCCAUCACGGGAAGUCUAUGGAUACUGUCAUCAUGAAAAAUAUCCUGAAUCCAACAUCAUUUGCUCAUUUUGCAACGAUUACGCUUGUAACGCUCAACAGUCACUUUAUUUAUUUAUUCCACAUAGUAUAGGAUUCUAUUUCUCCUUAGUCUACCUGUCCAUUUAUCUUAAAUGAUAUCUAUCCAAUUAAUUAAUUAACCAGUAUUUAUCAUUUUAUGUAGAUUCUUCUAAACACUCCGUUUCAAUUUUCCAAAUGAAUAUGUUAUAAUUAACGUGUUAAAUGCCGGAGUGAAAACGAUGUAGAUACAUACAAUACAUAAUAAUUGUAAUUAUUUUACUUUCCAUUUGAUUAGUCGUGUAAAAUAUAUUUUUGUCAAAAACAAA
Osmia lignaria (orchard mason bee) is the source of this 917-nucleotide messenger RNA. RefSeq lists its product as uncharacterized. The record is from RefSeq and is a predicted model, not a curated record. Gene Ontology annotation, biological process: regulation of synaptic transmission, cholinergic; positive regulation of voltage-gated potassium channel activity; sleep. NCBI's taxonomy places the organism in Eukaryota, Metazoa, Arthropoda, Insecta, Hymenoptera, Megachilidae.